AUGAUCAACUGGCUCAUCACAUUCUGGAAGGAGUCCAUGCGCCUUCCAGCGCCUCCAUUGACGGAGAAGAACCUGCCCGACCAAACCGGCAAAGUCUACAUCAUCACGGGUGCCAACACCGGAGUUGGGUACGAAGUAGCAUCAAUUCUGUACUCACACAACGCAAAAGUGUACGUCGCAGCACGCUCGCAAUCAAAAGCCGAGACGGCAAUCGAGUCGAUCAAGAAGCAGCACCCGAACUCCAGAGGAAGCCUCCACUACCUGCACCUCAACCUGAGCGACCUAAGCAGCAUCAAAGAGAGCGCCAAUGACUUCCUAUCCAAGGAGGACAAGCUGCACUGGCUCGACAACAACGCCGGCGUCAUGAUACCUCCGAAGGCCCAGCGCGGCGCCCAGGGGUUGAAUCUCACCUAUCAGACGAACAUCCUCGGGCCUUUUCUCUUCACCAAGCUCCUGCUCCCCGUGCUCAAGCGCACAGCCGAGAGCGAGCCCAAGGGCACCGUAAGAGUAAGCUGGGCUGGAAGUCUCGCCGUCGUGCUGCAGUCACCUCCCAAAGGUCAGAAAUGGAAGGCCGAUAAGGAUGGCAACGAGGGCCUUGACGAAUCUCUCCGCAAUGAGGUUAUUUACGGAGUCAGCAAAGCUGCGAAUUAUUACCUCGCGCAUGAAUUUGGGCGAAGAUAUGCCGACGAGGCGGUCAUGCAUAACUGCUACAACCCGGGUAACCUCCAAUCCGACCUACAGCGGCACCUCCCAAGCUUAUUCCAGUGGAUGAUGAACAAAACGGUUCUAUACCCGCCGAUCUACGGCGCAUAUACGGAGAUCUACGCGGGACUCAGCCGCGACGAACCGGCUCUAAGCACCAAGCAGGGCACUUACAUCGUCCCCUGGGGCAGGAAAUUCGGUACAAGGAAGGAUCUGGAGGAGGAGAUUGCCAAGGGUCCAGACGGGGAGCCUGCUAAGUUGUUUGACUGGUGCGACCGGAUUACCCGUGAUUAUCAGUGA
Exophiala aquamarina CBS 119918 is the source of this 1002-nucleotide messenger RNA. RefSeq lists its product as uncharacterized. The coding region runs from base 1 to 1002 and encodes 333 amino acids. The transcript has 2 exons. NCBI's taxonomy places the organism in Eukaryota, Fungi, Ascomycota, Eurotiomycetes, Chaetothyriales, Herpotrichiellaceae. The record is from RefSeq and is a predicted model, not a curated record.